Messenger RNA from Trichoplax adhaerens, 729 nucleotides. RefSeq lists its product as uncharacterized. NCBI's taxonomy places the organism in Eukaryota, Metazoa, Placozoa, Uniplacotomia, Trichoplacea, Trichoplacidae. The coding region runs from base 1 to 729 and encodes 242 amino acids. Gene Ontology annotation, cellular component: mitochondrion. Gene Ontology annotation, molecular function: enoyl-CoA hydratase activity. The transcript is spliced from 5 exons. Gene Ontology annotation, biological process: fatty acid beta-oxidation. The record is from RefSeq and is a predicted model, not a curated record.
AUGGCAAGGUCACCAGGAAAUGCAUUGGAUAUAAGUUUCUUCCAAGAAAUUCAUAACGCAUUAAAUGAGGUGGAAAACUCUUGCCGAGGCAUAAUUCUCACUUCGGACCUGCCGCAAAUAUUUUCAGGCGGACUAAACCUCAAAGCAGUCGCUCAGUUAUCAUCGGUGGCUGAACUAGACGAAUUUGUGCGCGAAAUGGAAAAGUUUUGGCUUCGUAUUUACUCAUCAAAAUUAGCCACGGUGGCUGCUAUCAAUGGCCACGCUACUGCUGGAGGCUGCGCCAUUGCUCUCGCAUGUGAUUACAGGGUAAUGAGUAAAGGAGACGAAAAACCUUACAUAAUUGGAUUAAAUGAAUCUAGGCUGGUAAGCUUUCUUAAUAUAUUGUUACUGGAAGCAUACAAAGAUACCAUUGGUAAUAGGAACGCAGAUCUCCAUGUGCAACUUGGUACCUUAUUUCCUGAGGUAGUAGCCGCUAAAUUAGGAUUAGUUGAUCAGUUAGUUUCUAAGGAAGAGUUACUAACAGAAGCUCAAAAGCGGAUGAAAGAAUUUUUAAGCGUGCCGGAUCAUUCUCGUCAUGGUUGUAAACUACUCUUCCGUCGAAAUAUUAUGAAUCGCUAUUCUCAAUCUGGUGAUAAAGAACGACAGCAAUUUGUAGCAACACUAGCUAGUCCCAAGACCCAGAAAUUAAUUAAGGAGAUGGUCAUGAAGCUGUCAAAGCCAAAUAAAUAA